AUGGCAAAGGGCAAGAAUAAAAAGAGCGAAAAUGUAUCCGGCAGUACCCGCAAUUCAAACGGUCAUAAAUCAAAGCAACACCACGUCCGCAAAGGAAGACAGGAAACCGGAGCAUCAUCUCCAUCUUUCACCACCACCACCACCACCGACAACACUACCACCUCCACUUCCGGCGAUGCUACAUCCACCGCAAAGUACAAGCUCCCCACAAAGCUCGCCAUGUGGGAUUUCGACCACUGCGACCCCAAACGAUGUAGCGGCAAGAAACUCGAGCGGUUGGGCCUCAUCAAAAACCUCCGCGUGGGCCAGAAGUUCCAAGGUAUAGUAGUUAGCCCCAACGGCAAAUCCACCGUUUGUCCCCAUGACUUGGAAAUCGUGGAAGCCAACGGUGCUGCAGUUGUCGAGUGUUCAUGGGCCCGGCUAGACGAAGUGCCAUUUGGUAAGAUUGGCGGCAAACAUGAACGGUUGUUGCCCUAUUUAGUAGCGGCCAACCCUGUCAACUACGGCAGACCGUGGAAGUUGAACUGCGUCGAGGCUCUCGCUGCCUGCUUUGCGAUUGUGGGCCAUAUCGACUGGGCAGAGCUGCUCUUGGAGAAGUUCUCGUGGGGGUUGACUUUUUUGAAGAUUAAUGAGGAGUUGAUCCAGGUGUAUCAGAAAUGUACCGAUUCUGAAAGUGUGUUGCAAGCUCAGGACAAGUGGUUGGAUAAGAUUGAACGGGAGUCGAAGGAGAGGAAAGAGCAGGCGCAUAACGGGGACGUUUGGAUGUUGGGAAACGUGAACCGCAAGCAUGAAGAGGAGGAGCUCGAAGGCAGUGGCAGUGACAGUGGCGAUGACGGUGACGGUGAAGGAAGCGAAGUAGAAUAUGACAACCUCGGUAAUGUGAUUUCAAAAGGGCAAUCCUUGGGAGAUAGCGAGAAAGAUUAUGCCGAGAGUGAGGAUGAGAGUGAGAGUGACGUCGAAUAUGAUAAGCUUGGAAAUGUCAUUCCCAAAAAGCGAGUCUCAAUAAAUGACGAUUCUGAUAGCGGGGGGAACGAAGAGGAAGAGCUGCCGAUAGAGCUGGAGAAGAUAACCUAUGACAGCUUGGGAAACAUUGUUUCCGAAAAAGUUGGCGCUCUCAGUAUAUAG
Messenger RNA from Lodderomyces beijingensis, 1125 nucleotides. NCBI's taxonomy places the organism in Eukaryota, Fungi, Ascomycota, Pichiomycetes, Serinales, Debaryomycetaceae. The record is from the annotation of a GenBank genome assembly.